CCGAAAGCCCCCUCCCGUAAAUCCGCCUGUGCCAUGCCCUGCUCUAAAGUGUUGGGUUUUCUUGUGGUUAUCGAGUAGGUUAUAAACAUACUUCUCGUUCCAGCAAAAUACUUUUUUCUCUACAUGCUCUAUCACUGUUUGGAUGCAUUAUGUUAAGAACGGUUGUUUUAAGAUUGUUUGGUAAUAGAAUUGGACGACAUUGUAUCAGCCAUCCUUCAUCUGUUUGUAAACAUCUGACUAGUAAACAUGUAAUAUUAGAAAAUCUAACAAAGCAUCAAAAUUCAAUCAGAUAUUAUGCCAAAGGAAAGAAUAAAACUAAGGAAGACAAAGGAAAAGGUAAAACUAAAAAUAUAGAAAUUAAUGAAUCAUUACUUGAAGAAGUAAUUAAUUUUCAAAAAUUGAAGUCUGAAUUAGAGAAUUCUGUCACAAGAUUAAAAGAGGUUUUUAUCACACAACUUUCAUUGAGAUCUUCAACAGGUGCUAUCGAUAACUUAACUGUUAAAUUUCAAGACAAGAAGUACACACUGAUGGAAUUAGGGCAAGUAAUAAGAAAAAAUCCCAAAACAGUCAUAGUUAACAUGGGUGGUUUUCCCCAGGCCAUACCAGCUGUUUUAAAAGCUAUAUCUGAUUCUGGAAUGAAUUUAAAUCCCCAGCAAGAUGGAACAACUUUAUUUAUUCCAGUUCCCAAAGUUACCAAGGAGUAUAGAGAAGGUCUUGCCAAAAAUGCUAAAGCUCAAUUCAUCAAAUCUAGAGAUGCCAUCCAUAAUAUUCAAAACAGAUAUUUGAAAUCUGUGAAAAAUAAAGUGAAGGAAGGUUUAUCUGAAGAUACAAGCUAUCAGUUAUCAGAACAAAUUAAACAUCUUGCGGACAUGUAUGUAGCAAAGGCUGAGAAAAUUUUAGAACUGAAACAAGCUGAACUUCUUGGAGAAAGCUAAUGGAUUUCCUGGUGCCCUGAAACAUUGCAUAUUACCUGAUUCAUAAACAAUUGGCUUAAGAUUAGUAAUAUACAAUUUUUAUAAGCUUAAUAUAUUUAAUUUAUUUUGUUUAUAAUGGAGACAUUUAAUAUUUUAUAGUGUUAUUGCAAUUCAUAGUCUAGAAGACAGGAAUGAUUUUAGAAUGUGAUUUGAAUGCUAAACAGUCAUUUUUUUCAGUGAAUCUAAUGGACUUAUAAAAUGUUUGUAACUUGAAAAUAGUGAAUUGUGAUUUUUUGUUUGUUUUAAGUGUUCCAGUGCUACUUAAAGCUCUCCUUAUUAGUAUUCAAAGGUUGUUUAAUACAAUCACAGUUAUU
This is a messenger RNA of Nezara viridula (southern green stink bug), 1288 nucleotides long. The record is from the annotation of a GenBank genome assembly. Lineage: Eukaryota; Metazoa; Arthropoda; Insecta; Hemiptera; Pentatomidae.